CCCAACGUCGCUCAGGGGGUGAUGCGCUAACGUGCCCGUGCGUGUCGCUACCGCCCCUUUGUUGGCUCAGCGACGGGAGCUGCACGGUGUCUCCAGGAGACCGGAACCGGGGGAGGGGGGGGGUUGUCCGUUAACUGGAGAGUGAGAGCACCCGGACGGCUCAGCCUGCACGCGGAGGAGGAGGAGCUGGCCCUGCGCCCCGGGAGCGCGCACUGACCGGAACGGGGGCGCGCAUUUUGGAAGGGGCGGUGAUUGAGGGGCCUGAGGCCUGUCUGCCCCGGACACACCGGAGACCCCGUGUGUGUCUAUAUAGAGGUCCGGUGAGCAAGGCCCCCCAUACACACCUUGUAUAGGAACGGAGCUACAAGCGCCCCUUGUAUUGGAUAAGGGCUCAGUACACGCUAUAAUAAGAGCAGUGCUCCAUAUUCACCCUGUAUCUGCACUUCUACACGGCAGAUCCUUAUGUUUAAAGUAGUGCCUCAUUUCUACCUUGCCUAGGGAGAGCUAGUGACUUCAUUUCAUUACACUACAUUAGGUAUAUAGACUAGGAGCCCAUAGAGAAAUACACAUUCAUAAGACUGAUUUAUAGAAAUAGCUGCACUUUGGGGAACCCUAAAGAGAAAGCUGUGUGUGCCUGAGUACAGUGCUGGUGAUAACAUUGGUGACAUUGUGAAGUAUAUGAUAAAACUGUCCAUCGACCUUACAUAAGGGUAUUUAUAUAAAUGCCAUGCUAUAUAGUUAAUGUGGAAACUAUAUAUUUAUAUGCUUCCAAUUGGAAAGAUUGAAAAUUCUAAUUAUUAGACAAAUAAUUUGAAUUGUGCAUAAGGGUAGAUCUAAAAGUUUUCUGACAAUAGAUAUGUGAUUGUCUCAUACACAUAAGGAGUUGAAAAGCAAAGUUCACUGACACAUUCACAGGGUCAAAAACAUUUUUAUGUAACAUAUCUAUCAAAACAAAUAUAUAAGGACAGUCUCGCAUAUUUCCUCUACCCCACAGACAUAAUUGUGAGGGGAUUUUUAGCCUUACUGACUCUUUAUAAACAUUAUGUAGAUGUAGCUCCAGUCAUAUACACUGGUUCUGGACUCCUGUUUAUCUAGAGGACUCAAGACACACUUAUUCAGGGUGGGAGAAAGUUGUGACGGUCUCUUUUGGAUCAAGUCUUGGAUUACAUCUGUAUUGUGUAAAUUUACACACUUCACUUCUAUUUGUUGUCUCCUCUGAAAAGACUAUAAGGCGCUGAAGCCCUUAUAGUUAAUACCCAAAAUCAGUUUGUGGUUGUGUUUUCUUGUCCCUACAACUGGGAUCAUGGACUCUGACGAAGGUUACAACUAUGAAUUUGAUGAAGAUGAGGAGUGCAGCGAAGACAGUGCAGCUGAUGAGCAUGAAGAUGAUCUGGGAGAAGUGGAGCUAGUUGAAGCUGGACUUGGCGUAUCUGAAAGAGCUGGGAUAUGUGGAGAGGGAGGUGGAGGUGUCCUGGGGCCUGGUCCUGGUGGGGAGGAAGAUGAUGAUUACCGAUAUGAGGUCCUUACUGCUGAGCAGAUUCUACAGCACAUGGUAGAGUGCAUUCGUGAAGUAAACGAAGUCAUCCAGAAUCCAGCUACUAUCACUAGAAUACUUCUGAGUCAUUUCAACUGGGACAAGGAAAAGCUAAUGGAAAGGUAUUUUGAUGGCAACCUGGAGAAACUCUUCUCAGAAUGUCACGUCAUUAAUCCUAGUAAGAAGUCUCGGACACGGCAGAUGAACACACGUUCCUCUGCUCAGGAUAUGCCCUGUCAGAUCUGCUACUUGAAUUACCCAAAUUCGUAUUUUACAGGCCUUGAGUGCGGUCACAAGUUCUGCAUGCAGUGCUGGAGUGAAUAUUUGACCACCAAAAUCAUAGAGGAAGGAAUGGGACAGACCAUUUCCUGCCCAGCUCAUGGCUGUGACAUUUUAGUUGAUGACAAUACAGUAAUGCGACUGAUCACAGAUUCGAAAGUGAAGUUAAAGUAUCAACAUUUAAUAACCAAUAGCUUUGUAGAGUGUAAUAGACUUCUGAAAUGGUGCCCUGCUCCAGACUGCCAUCAUGUUGUAAAAGUUCAGUACCCAGACGCCAAACCUGUGCGUUGCAAAUGUGGUCGUCAGUUCUGCUUCAAUUGUGGAGAGAAUUGGCACGAUCCAGUUAAAUGUAAGUGGUUAAAAAAAUGGAUUAAAAAGUGUGACGACGACAGUGAGACAUCAAAUUGGAUUGCAGCUAAUACAAAGGAAUGUCCCAAAUGUCACGUGACAAUAGAGAAGGAUGGGGGGUGCAAUCACAUGGUAUGCCGGAACCAAAACUGCAAGGCUGAAUUCUGCUGGGUGUGCCUGGGUCCUUGGGAACCACAUGGCUCUGCUUGGUAUAACUGUAAUCGCUAUAAUGAGGAUGAUGCAAAAGCUGCUCGAGAUGCACAAGAGACGCAGCGAUCCAGAGCAGCCUUACAGAGAUACCUGUUCUACUGCAACCGUUACAUGAACCACAUGCAGAGCUUGCGAUUUGAGCACAAGCUGUAUGCCCAAGUCAAGCAAAAGAUGGAGGAGAUGCAGCAACAUAACAUGUCAUGGAUUGAAGUGCAGUUUUUGAAGAAGGCAGUGGAUGUGUUGUGCCAGUGCCGUUCCACCCUUAUGUACACUUAUGUUUUUGCGUUCUACCUCAAGAAGAACAACCAGUCAAUUAUAUUUGAGAAUAAUCAGGCAGAUUUAGAGAAUGCAACAGAAGUUCUGUCUGGAUAUCUGGAAAGAGAUAUUUCCCAGGAUUCACUACAAGACAUUAAGCAAAAAGUACAAGACAAGUAUAGAUACUGCGAGAGCAGGAGGCGGGUUCUGCUACUUCAUGUGCACGAAGGCUAUGAGAAGGACUUGUGGGAAUAUAUUGAGGACUGAGCCGUCCCCACAAAUCAACCUCUGUUGCCACCUGACAUUAGAUUUCAACUCUCAUUAAAUGCAACUCUGCCCCUGAGGCUGGUCCCUGCACAUUC
Molecule: messenger RNA, 2988 nt
Organism: Pseudophryne corroboree (corroboree frog)
Lineage: Eukaryota; Metazoa; Chordata; Amphibia; Anura; Myobatrachidae
Gene: ARIH1
Product: ariadne RBR E3 ubiquitin protein ligase 1
Exons: 14
Coding region: 1304-2893 (529 amino acids)
Biological process (GO): positive regulation of proteasomal ubiquitin-dependent protein catabolic process; ubiquitin-dependent protein catabolic process; protein polyubiquitination
Cellular component (GO): cytoplasm; nucleus; ubiquitin ligase complex
Molecular function (GO): ubiquitin protein ligase activity; ubiquitin conjugating enzyme binding; zinc ion binding
Source: RefSeq, a predicted model, not a curated record